AUGCGGCAGCUUCCAGAUGCAUCAGAUCCAUGCGGAGCCUUUGGGGCAGUGCUUCGCCCCGUCGUGUUGCAGCAGCUUGGUGCAAACGCAGCUCAGGAGGAACAUGCCACUCCUUCCCGCAGCGAGGACAUGGCAGAAGGCAAGAGCUCUUCAACAGGGACAGAGGGAACCCCCAUGGCGAGGCGACAGCGCAGCAACAGGCGGAAGUGUCGCACUGAGAAGAAGCGGGGAAAGGCUCUCGAGGCCUCUACCUGGUGGGACGUCGCAGAGGGCGCAGAGGGAGGCGUGCUGCAGGACUGCCAGGAGAUGCUGCCUCUGAGUGACCAAAAGCAACACACCCAGCAGCUCUUGCUUCUGCAGCAGUCAUUGCUGCCUUCUCCUUUGCAGCCCAAACCCCAGUUGCUGAAUUUUAUACGGCUCUACCCUGGAGGCCCUCCCACACCGACAGCUCAGUUGGCGGGGCACCUGCUCUGGCUGGAGGCAGAGACGGUCGAAGGACUGCGCCUCUACAUCACCUCGACGGAGAACGGUUUCUGCGUCUCUUCCCUGAGGCACUGUGCGUACAGUGCGAUAACGGCCCCCGAUGGCAGGUGUCUGCCUUUCUCGGAAUCAGCAGAUGACUUUCUUUUCGACACGUUGGCAGAACUGCUAUGCGCCUACUCUCCGGCCUUUGCCACUGGACAAGAACAAGCAUUAAGCCCUGAGGCCCAUCUUUUCGGUGGAAUGGCACCGACGGCCGCAGCUGUUGCGGCUGCGCAUGCUGGCCAUCGUUUGUGGAAUGCCGAGUAUGCGGCAGUUUUGGAGGCACUACCACCAAGAGACUUCGCGCAGUGUAUUGCGAGCGAAAAGCAGAGCUCCAAGAUAGCUGCAGAGUUUCGUGAAGCGGCUUUGCAGGGAGCUGUCGCACUGCGGGAACGCCAGCUGCUCCCUUACGGGGGACGUUCUAUGCCCAGUAUGAAGACCACAGCGGGCGAUGCACUGAAGGGGCUACCCGCAGCCGCCGUACACCAGGUUUAUGUGCACAAUAACAUUUGCCUAAUGGCAGACAGCGAACUCUUCGGCUGCAGCUGCUCUAUUGCAGAGGGGACAGGACGCUGCCUGGACGCCAACGAUGCUGUCCGUGAGGCAAUGAGAAAGGCCGCUGAGGCAGCAGAGGUGGCCAGGCUAUGUGAGGACGUAGGCCUUGCAGCAGCUGCUGCUUCAUCUGCUUCUGCACCCGCUGCCUUCCGUGGGGCUACCGGAGUAGCAGUGCCUUCCGUUCAAGAGUUCAAAGCUCCAGGCUUGAUGGCUGUGACGGUGGACUAUGCUGGGUGCCGCAUUCUUUGCCAAUCGAUUCACGAGGAUUUACCUGGGGUUCAGAGCUUUUAUAAAGUGGCAGCACAUGAAGCAGAACAAGAGUCUCAAAGUCCUUGCUGCACUGCAAAUACCUUUGCUACUGUUGGGCAGAUUCUGGGGGUUAAGCUCCCCGUCAACAGCAAGACAUCACCGCCACAAUCUCUUCGCCAUUUCUUUCCACUGGACGUUGCAGCUUCUCGUUUCGGGCUAGGAGAGACACCGGCGGAGCUUGCUGCUGCGGCCGCUGUUGCUGCUGCACGUCAUACCGCGCGCGCCAAUGGAGAGCCGGCGGUUGUUGCUGCCGUAGCUGCCACGGCAGCAGCGACAGAGGAACUGAAUGCUGCUGCAGCGGCAGCAGGCUUUGCGCAAGGGCCCUCGCAUGCAACAGAAUGCCCAGAAGUGCGUCCUGAACUGUUGAGGGCUUUCCUGUUGUUCAGAAAGCGACAACUUGCCCAUGAGCGGCUGCAGCAACAAGAGGAGCACAAGACCGGAGGCGACGUGGAGGUCCGGGCAGAGUCUGCUGCUGCACCAAAUGUGCCGCCUACUCUCGAGGAGGAGCUGCAGCUGCGUCUGGAAGAGGUCUGGAGGAGCCAGUGCAGAACCACUACGAAAGAGCUGUUGCGAGCUGCUUCCUGGUUCGGCAGCGACAGCAGAGGGGGCAUAAACGGCUUCAGCCGUCGCGUGGUGCGUCUGCAGGAGCUGACCAAUGAUUGUUGUACUGAUACCCUGUUGAGGUGUAUGGAGAGGGCUAGAGAGCAGCAGGAGGCGUUGCUGGAAACUAGGCGGGAGGAAAUAGACCGUCUUCGCACGGCCCUCGAAAGGCAAUUAGAACAGCGUGAACGAGAAGAGCAGCAUUCUACCUCGACGAAGCAGAAAGAUACGGUACAACAGCAGCAAGAAAAGCUGCUGCUGCAGGAUAACAUGACGCAACAGCAUCAGAAGCGACAGGAGACUUCGAAGGGGAACGAGGAAGGCACAGAUGCGGCAAGGAGGCCCUUAGAUACUGAUUCCGUUGCAGCAAGCGAAAUAGGCGAGGUUGCUGGUACUGUUCCAGCCGGGAUGGCCACAGCCGCACUGGAGGGGAGAGCAGGUGAUGUGGCGUUGCUAUCGCUUCUUGGGGAGGACGUGUCGCUUCUGCAGGACUGCGACCUGGCCACUCGUGCGGGUUCCCUUGCAGCUACUGCAUGUGCGAUGGCAUUCCCUCUCCCUCCAGGCGUUCCGGAGGCUAACCGCCUGCUGGCGGACGCCGGAACAGAGGCUUUGGCUCUUGAUUCAGAAUUAGUUAGUAAGGCAGACCGUGAGAGUCUGCUGCUUCUCUCUGCAUAUCUGCGGCAAGUGGCUGUCCCGUUAGCGGCCAAACUGCUGUGUGCCCACUACCCCAGCAGCGAUCUUCCUCUAGAUUCACAGGGUCUGAAGGCGUUCAUCCACAGCUGCGGAUUAAACUGCCGCCAUUUGGGCGCGAUUUACCGUGCCAUACAGGCAAUGAACCCGGAAAGGGCUGCAUCUCUCCCUGAAAUGCUGCUGGAAAGGGACAUUAUACUGCGCUGUGCGAAGUCUCGCAUAAACCGGCACCUCUCCACGCUUACCCUCGGGGAAGUGGCCCCCGCAGCGGCUCAUCUCAUUUCGUGCUUAUUUUCCGCAGUCGUAUUAUCUUCGCCCUCCCAACCUGCUGUCAAUGGCUCAGGCACGGCAAUGCCUAAUGGCGCAGUAGCAUUGCGUGGAGGCCCCACUAGGGCCUUGGGUGCAGUCCUGGAGGAGACGCCUGAGAGCUUCUGGGAAGCUAUCAGGCGCCGCGCUUGGACGCGCUUUGGUCAACUUUUGCCCGGCACCCCCCUCCAAUGCAUCACCCUGAGCUCGGUUGCUGGCCGCUUCGUCCUUCUGCGCAGCCUGUGUGCUGCCCUCGGAAUACAGCUUCGAGCAGAGGUGAUUCCGCGCUUGUAUCAGCAGCAGCAACAAAAGCAGAAGGUACCUAAGUGGCUAGUGCUGCUGCAGGCGAAUGAGCAGAAACUGUAUAUGGGAGACGAUACUAGCGAAGGUUCUGUAGUGCCUCAUCGGCAGCAGGCAAGAAGCGUUCUUGAAGGUCAGCACCAUGGGGAACAAGUGCUUCAAGGAGGGCAGUGCGACUCCAGUUCUGUAAGCACAAAUGACUUCUGCAGCCACCUAGUGAAGGCGGAGGACAUUACAAGGAUUGCCCCGGUGCCUAAGGGUGCUCACCCCCCGUCUCACGUCGUCCGUGCCCUGCUCUCUGCGGCGUCUCAUUGCUGCGUUUUUGGAAGUUUCGACGCAGCUCUGGACCUGCUGCAGCAAGCCCUUUGUGUAGCUCACCAGCUCUCAGGCGCUACGGGACACCCCCUUCGCUCUUCUCCUUUCCCGUCACAUGGUGGUCGCGAUUAUCUGGUUCUUCCGCUAAUUAGCCCUUCUUCAUAUUCAGCAGACCACGUUAAGCCAACAGGUUUAACAUAUAUGAAGUACGUGCUGAGUUGGCUUUGUGCUGAUGCCGCUCUCAGGGAGGCAUCCACUUGCUAUGCUGCGAUCGGGCAGUUGCUAGGUAUUGUGGACGACCCUCUGAACGCAUGCAACAACUUGCAAAAGUGCCUCAUACUCAUGGAUAGGCGCGCCGGUCCAGACCAUCCGAUAACGCUUGAUAUCCACUCUGCGCUGGCUCACGCCUUCGCCCGACUACCGGGCAACCAAUACACGACCCGUGGACUGCGCCAUAUGCAGCGAGCGCUGCUUAUGCUGCAUACGUGGACCGCAGGCCUUGCCCAUCCAAUGCUACCCUUACUGCUCUUAGGGGCAUCCCGCUGCUUGUUGCAGCAGUACCAACAGUUGCAAAAGCAAAACGAACGAGAACAAGCCUUAGAGAGCGCCGUUCGCUGCCUGAGAGCCGCAGAGGCCGCCCUGGAUGAGUUGCAAGGCUGCAGCCCCGAGUACUGUGCUGAGGUGUACACUGAAUUGUCCUGGAUCUACGAGUCUAUUGGAGACUGGCGUAAGGCUCUUGAUUGGGCAAGGUCUGCCAGAGGGGCGUUCGAGAAGACCACAGCAGACAUAGGGGUGCUGCAGGAAGCAGAGGCGCGAAUGGUACGGCUAACGCGCUCUCUGGUGAUGCAGACGCAACAGCAAAAACUGCAGCAGUAUCAGAGGGGAUUAUUGGUGUCUCGUUUGCGCCAUGCAACUGGCCUGAUGAGGGCAAACAACAGAGUGGAUGUGUCUGCUCUACUGCCCUGCGCUGGGUCCUCCUGA
This is a messenger RNA of Cyclospora cayetanensis, 4578 nucleotides long. RefSeq lists its product as uncharacterized. Gene Ontology annotation, molecular function: protein binding. The record is from RefSeq and is a predicted model, not a curated record. Gene Ontology annotation, biological process: organelle organization. The coding region runs from base 1 to 4578 and encodes 1525 amino acids. The transcript is spliced from 9 exons. Lineage: Eukaryota; Apicomplexa; Conoidasida; Eucoccidiorida; Eimeriidae.